CCAACCCCAGUAGGAGAGGGCGGAGGUAAGAGUCACCGUUCAGGAACGGGCCUCUCCAGACCGAGCACAGCGGCACAAGUCCGAAGCCACAGACCUACAACCCGAUACAGCAUCUACAGCAGUCCAGUACAAAUGCACGGCAUCUCUGAGGCAUGGAGGGAGGCCGGAUAGACCCAAGCCAGCCAAAAACAGCAAGCAUGACCAGCACCGUGGACACUUGACUCAUACAUCACUUGCACGAGUCCCGUUCUACGAACCCACAAAUCCCAGGUACGGUGCCAGAGCACCCACAACCACAACCAUAACCACAUCUACAUCCACAUGGUGUGUGUGGUGGACAUCAACAUCCUCGUGGUGUUAACAACGGUAAUCCACAAGAGAGACGUCCCAACCAAUGCAAAUCAAUCCGAUGCAAUACAAUCCAAACCCAGAACCAGAACCGAACCGAACCCAGACCCAGAACCACAGCUUUCUAGAAAAAACAACCCCCCACCAGAAGAACCAGAAGCAAAAAAAGAAAGAAAGAAAAGAACAAACAAUCCCAUGGAACCUAUCUCGAACGCCCAGCCUUCCAGUAGACUAGUACUUCCAGCACUCCCUCCCACUCCCAAAGGGAAUACUAGCUUACUGUGUAGUCUAGUCUACCAUCCCAGUCCGCAGAAUUUCCGCCCACCAGCGGAAAGAGCAAAAAAAGAAAAUAUACUCCGUACUUCGUCCGUACUAGGUAUACCAAAACCCCGACCCGGAGAUUCCCGAAAUUCUAAUCCGUACCGCUACCAUCCAACCCAAUAUCUUCCAGCAUUGGGAAUGAAAUCCUCACCAUCAUCUUGGACUACAAACACCACUUAAGUAUAUGUAUGCAUCAUCGAUCCCAACUAUCAAGAACAUCCAAUGAUUUCAAUUAAACGAUACUUACCUAAAAAAAUCCCUCCAUGGUGGUCCGAGUCAACCUGCUGAGUACAACCUACAACAGCCAAGAGCAAGAGCAAGAGCAAGAGCCGCACCAG
Messenger RNA from Aspergillus brunneoviolaceus CBS 621.78, 1007 nucleotides. RefSeq lists its product as uncharacterized. Lineage: Eukaryota; Fungi; Ascomycota; Eurotiomycetes; Eurotiales; Aspergillaceae. The transcript has a single exon. The record is from RefSeq and is a predicted model, not a curated record. Bases 322 to 849 code for a protein of 175 amino acids.